Molecule: messenger RNA, 522 nt
Organism: Sphaeroforma arctica JP610
Lineage: Eukaryota; Ichthyosporea; Ichthyophonida
Exons: 1
Coding region: 1-522 (173 amino acids)
Source: RefSeq, a predicted model, not a curated record
AUGCACUUACAAAUUCUCGAGGUCCAAAGAUACCAAGCACUUACGCACCAUGGACAACAAAAGAAGGUGGAUACUCUCAUCGGGGCCGACAAACGUCUUGAUGGAAGUGAGGGUCACUUAUCGGAUAUGCAACACACUGUGUUUCACUCUAUGACUGGAGCAAGCAUAAGAGCGGCAGCAAAAGUGCAAGGAGAUCAGUUGCUAAGAGAGCAGAUAAGAGAGCAGCGCAAGCGACACAAUACACAUACAACUAUCCACAACAAGGCUCAGAAUAGCCCUACUGCUACGAACAAUCGACAUAAACCGUACAACGGUGCACCCAAACAAACCAAGCCAAUAGGACAAGCCCGAGAGAAGAAAAGGGCGCGCAAAGAGCGUGCAUAUCCUUAUUGUAAGGUGAUGCCAGCCCCACAUCGAUUCAGUCAAUGCCCCCCGAAGGCAUCAAACCAGGCCAAACAGGCCGAGGAGCGUGUCCAAAGCGAUACGGAGGUAGCAAGAUUGUCCAUAUCUCCGGCAAGGUAG